AUGGGCAAAGACAUGUCCCCGCCACAGGGCGUCACAUCCCUUCUGGACACGGAUCUGUACAAGCUGACGAUGCAAUGCGCGGUCCUCAAAUACUUCCCCGAUGUUUGCGUGACCUACGGCUACACGAAUCGGACCCCGCAUAUGAAAUUGCGUCGCGGGGCAUACAAAUGGCUUUUAGAGCAGAUGGACAAACUGGCCGUAAUUCGCGUCACUGCCGAGGAGCGUGAAUGGCUCCGCCAAAAGUGCCCCUACCUCAACGACGAAUACCUCACCUUCCUAGAGACCUUCCGCCUCAGACCCUCUGAGCAGAUCAAGAUCAAGUUCAUCCCGGAACAAGAUACAGGCAGCGAUGACGAUGAAGGCAAUGUGGAGUAUAUCGUGGAGGGUCUCUGGCUCGACACGAUCUUGUAUGAAAUCCCGCUACUGGCAUUGACCAGCCAGGCGUAUUUCAUGUUCACUGACAAGGACUGGGACUAUGCGAACCAGGAAGAGAAGGCAUACCGGAAGGGUUGCACUUUGCUCCAGAAUGGCUGUGUGUUCUCUGAAUUCGGCUCGCGCCGUCGCCGCGACUACCACACCCAGGACCUGGUUAUGAAGGGACUCUCCCGUGCGGCAGAGGAGGGAAAGAAGCAGGGCUGGCCCGGUGUGAUGAUCGGGACUAGCAAUGUGCACUUUGCUAUGAAAUACAAUACGGGUGCCGUCGGUACCGUGGCACACGAAUGGUACAUGACCAUUGCUGCUAUCACGGACGACUAUGAAAAUUCCAAUGAGUUGGCGUUGAGUUACUGGCUUGGCUGUUUCGGAGAAGGGGUUCUUGGAAUUGCUCUCACUGACACCUUUGGCACGCCGGCGUUCCUGGAUGCGUUCAGCAAGCCUAUUUCAGCACCAAAUGGAAAGGGUGAUGUUAAGCCGAACACGAUAACCUACGCUCAAAGCUACGCCGGUGUCCGCCAAGAUUCGGGCGACCCAACGUUCUUCGUCAAGAUGGUCCGGGACUUCUACGAUAGCCAGGGUAUUACCGACACCAAGACAAUAGUGUUCUCGGAUUCGCUGAAUAUCGAGCACUGUCUGGAGUACAAAACAAUUGCCGAAGAGGCAGGCUUCCAGCCUACAUUUGGAGUGGGGACGUUCUUCACCAAUGAUUUUACCAGCAAAUCAACCGGACAAAAGUCCAAGCCCCUCAACAUCGUUAUCAAGAUCGCCACUGCGAACGGCCGUCCCGCUGUCAAGCUUAGCGACAAUAUGGGCAAGAACAUGGGUGUAUCUGCCAAGGUCCAGGAAGUUAAGAAAAGGCUGGGCUACGUUGAGCACGAGUGGGAAGAGGGUGACGAGAGUCACCGCUGGACGAAGCAGGCAUAG
Molecule: messenger RNA, 1359 nt
Organism: Penicillium mononematosum
Lineage: Eukaryota; Fungi; Ascomycota; Eurotiomycetes; Eurotiales; Aspergillaceae
Product: nicotinate phosphoribosyltransferase
Exons: 5
Coding region: 1-1359 (452 amino acids)
Biological process (GO): NAD+ biosynthetic process
Molecular function (GO): nicotinate phosphoribosyltransferase activity
Source: RefSeq, a predicted model, not a curated record